This is a messenger RNA of Leucoraja erinaceus (little skate), 5243 nucleotides long. It is a transcript of the gene klhl15, whose product is annotated as kelch-like family member 15. The transcript has 5 exons. Bases 281 to 2104 code for a protein of 607 amino acids. NCBI's taxonomy places the organism in Eukaryota, Metazoa, Chordata, Chondrichthyes, Rajiformes, Rajidae. Gene Ontology annotation, biological process: nuclear protein quality control by the ubiquitin-proteasome system; protein ubiquitination. Gene Ontology annotation, molecular function: protein binding. The record is from RefSeq and is a predicted model, not a curated record. Gene Ontology annotation, cellular component: Cul3-RING ubiquitin ligase complex; nucleus.
GAGGAGAAGAUGGCGGCGGAGCCGUUUGCUAGCGUGGAGCCUCUUUUAGGCAGGAGCACGGGACGGUCAGGUCUGAGGACCCCGUCACGAAUUCUGUCAAUGUCACUACCCACGCCAACAGACAGUGCACCUCCAGCAAGCUGGAAUCCAUGGCUCUGUAGAUGCUGUUGCCUUGCUCCACCUUGGAUAGUCCUUUGGGAUUGAGGAUGACUUGCUACUCAGCUCCCUGUGGUUAACGUGAGGUGAUGAGAAAUCAAGUAACUGCAAAUAACAUGAUUCAAUGGUAUUAAUGGCAGGAAAUGUGGAUGUGUACAACUCUUCUGUUCAUGACUCCUGUGUAUCUUCAGGGUUUAAAACCCUAUACGAGGAGGGAUUAUUAUUUGAUGUCACCCUAGUUAUUGAGGAUCACCAGUUUCAGGCUCACAAGGCACUGUUGGCUACACAGAGUGACUACUUUCGAAUAAUGUUCACAGCUGACAUGAGGGAGCGGGACCAGAACAAGAUUCACCUUAAAGGACUCACUCCAACAGGCUUUAGUCAUGUCCUACAAUUUAUGUAUUAUGGCUCCAUUGAACUGAACAUGAGCACUGUCCAUGAGAUCCUCCAGGCAGCCAUGUAUGUCCAGUUAACUGAGGUGGUGAAAUUCUGCUGUUCCUUCCUGUUGUCAAAAAUCUGCUUGGACAACUGUGCAGAAAUCAUGCGACUUUUAGAUGAUUUCAGUGUUAAUAUAGACGGUAUCCAAGAACAACUGGACAAGUUCCUGCUCGAGAAUUUCGUACCACUCAUGUCCCGAGCUGAUUUUCUGUCGUACCUGAGUGUUGAGAAGCUCUUGACAUGUUUGGAAAAUGAUCAACUGAGCCGAUUCCCAGAGAUUGAGCUCUUUGAGGCAGCACAGGCCUGGCUGCGACAUGACAGAAGCCGUUGGAGGCACACAGAUGCCAUUGUUCAAAAUGUCAGGUUUUGUCUGAUGAAUACAGCAAACGUUUUGGAAAAGGUAAAAACAUCUGAAUUUUAUCGUUACUCACGGCAGCUUCGUUUUGAGGUUGAGCAGGCUUUAAGCUACUUUCAGAACAUGAAUCAGCAACCACUCUUGGAGAUGAAGUCUAAUCGCAUUCGCUCCGCCAAGGCACAGACGGCAGUUUUUCGAGGGAUGAUUGGGCACAGCAUGGUGAACAGCAAGAUUCUUCUGCUGCACAGGCCCCGGGUUUGGUGGGAACUGGAGGGUCCACAAGUACCACUGCGACCUGAUUGUCUUUCAGUUGUGAACAACUUUGUAUUCUUGUUGGGAGGGGAGGAGUUGGGUCCUGAUGGUGAAUUUCAUGCCUCAUCCAAAGUCUUCCGGUAUGAUCCUCGACAAAAUUCCUGGCUGAGAAUGUCGGACAUGUCUGUCCCACGGUCUGAGUUUGCUGUUGGCAUCAUUGGAAAAUACAUCUAUGCCGUGGCAGGCAGGACAAGAGAUGAAACCUUUUAUUCAACUGAACGUUAUGAUAUCACGCAAAACAAGUGGGAAUUUAUUGAUCCGUAUCCAGUUAAUAAAUAUGGCCAUGAGGGAACAGUUCUUAACAGUAAGCUGUACAUAACGGGUGGGAUAAUGUCCUCUUCAACCUCCAAGCAAGUGUGUGUUUUUGAUCCCAGUAAAGAAGGCACUGUAGAACAGCGGACGAGGAGAACACAAGUGGUUACAACUUGCUGGGAGAACAAGGCUAAAAUGAAUUAUGCACGCUGCUUUCAUAAAAUGAUUGCCCACAAUGGGAAACUUUAUGUUUUUGGUGGUGUGUGUGUAAUUUUACGUGCAUCUUUUGAGUCACAAGGCUGUCCAUCAACGGAGGUUUAUAAUCCUGAUUCUGACCAAUGGACUAUCUUAGCAUCAAUGCCCAUCGGGAGAAGUGGACAUGGCGUGGCAGUUGUUGAAAAGCAGAUCAUUGUCCUUGGCGGUCUUUGUUACAAUGGUCAAUACAGUGACUCCAUCCUUACCUUCGAUCCAGAAGAAAAUAAAUGGAAAGAAGAUGAAUAUCCAAGGAUGCCUUGCAAACUAGAUGGCCUACAAGUCUGUAGCCUUUACUUUCCUGAUUUUGUACUGCAGCAUGUUCGGCGAUGUACCUAAAGCAUUGCUGAGGCUAUAUGACGCUAAUUAACUAGGGAAGGGAAACCAUGAUUUUGUUAAAACAUUUGGGGAGAGCAAAUUAUAGUAUUGUAAAGAUAUUGCCCUUGAAAAAAUAAGGUGCCAAAAUAAAUGCAAUUCAUAAUGGUUUUUCUUUACAAUUGAUUUUAAUUGGUCAAAAAUCCACAACUGAUAUCAGUUUAAUUAAUUUUAAUAAGGAAAUUUACAUUUCUAUUACUUGACAAGUUGCCCAUUCACUUCCUUGCACUCUGUACCAUCGCUCAAGAGUUUACCAACUAUGUCUAUUUUAGAAAUCUAUUUAUUAGGGGUUUCCUUUGUUUCUUUGCAUUUUUAUCAAUAACUUUGGCCUUUUAUCUAAAAAUGUGAAUUGCUACAUCGAAAACAAAUUUUAUCCCUAUCCUUUUACAGUCUUUAUUUUAUUUUAAUUAUUUAAUCUGUGGUUGUACUAAAGAUCCAACUCCUUGUUGCAAAAAUAGUUUUGAAAGUACCUUGAAGUAAAAGCUGAAGAUGGUGGAAACAUUCAAUUAGUUAGACGGCACCUGUGAAAAGGCAUGCAGAGUUCAUGUUUCAGGUUGAAGCCUUUCAUCAAAGUCGGCUAAGGGAGAAAACAAGUUAGUAGUAGGUUUCAGAGAGAAUUGUGGGAGGGAUAGCUAGGAGCAUGUCAUCUUUUGUUCCGUUUCUCUCCCUCCGACUGCCCCUUCCAGUGACCAGGUUACCUCAAAGAUUUAUCCCCAUAACAACUCCAGCUUUGCUUUUUCAGAGGGGUUCCCUCUGUCCUGUCCAUCUGCUCUUUUUCCCUACCAAUCCUCGUUAAAUCGGCUUUCUCUCUUCCCCAGUACUGGCAAAGGGCCUUCAACAUGAGAUAUCUCUAAUCUCUAUUUCCACAAAUGCUGCCCGACCUGCUGAGUGUUUCCAACAUUUCCUGUUUCCAUUUCAGAUUUUUAGUUUCUGCAAUUUUCAUGCAGAAAAUUAUUUUAUUCUGCAAAUGGUUCAUUAUUUUAGAGAUCAUGAGUCCAGGCUGAUUUUUAAGGUGUGGUAGGACAUUAAGGUGGGAUCUACCAGCUGAGAGAAUCCAUUGAUUGUUUUGUGAACAUUAAAAUCUUUUGAAGGAAGUGUUUAGUUUCUUCUUUUGUAUAGUCUUGUGCUUUCCAAAUUUAAUCUUGGCUGUGCCCUUUUAAUUUGGUGCAGUUUUUUUUGUCACUUUUAUUUGUAAUGUAAUUAUUUUAGUCAAGCAUGGCUUUUAAAUUUAUUCCGAAUGUUCUAGCUCCAACUACACAAACUAAUUUAAGAAAGGGUUGCUGGGAAAUCCUUCGCUAGGUCACUGCAAAGUCUUUUAUUUGUUUAAAUUUUAUCAUCUUUGUGUGAAAUGAGGGUUUUGAAAUGAUAGGAUAAAUUUUCAGAAGAAUUGCAGGAGUUGAGUCAAUAUUUCCAACGUGGAUAUGUGUGCAAAUGAACUGUUCGGGUGGUGAAAACACUGGAAAGGAAUCUUUCAAAAGGAAAAAAAAGUUCUGUUAUAAGAACCAUUUUUCAAUGCAUGUAUAUUUUACUAUCAUCUCCAUGUAAUCAUUUAUUCCAGAAUGGACAGGAAACAAUUUGCAGCUUUUCCAGAGACUGAAAAUUGUAUCUUGCACAUUUGUAGUACUUUGUUUCUCUUUUAUAAUCUCUAAAACCUAUUUAAAAAAUAUUAGACACGUUUACCAUUUUAACUAUCCUGGAAACCAAAAAAGCAAGUUGUUUAAUUGUAAACAUAAAAUUGUAAAGGGACAGAAAAGUGUAAAAAGUUUGCUUUGUAAAUACUGAAUCCUAUUUUUCACUGAGCGUAAAGCAAUGCAUUAAGUUUUCAAAUGAAAUGUAUUUAGUUAGCUAUAGUCUUGAAAAUGUAUGUGAUGGAAAUGUAGAGUAUUUAAGAAAACCAUGAUUUAUUAUCUUAACAUACCAUUGUUGCAGCAAUGAAGCCAUCUACAUUAAAGGCUGCUGUUGUAGGAUGUCUUUGUAAACGAGCCACAUUCAUCAUCCAUGUCACUUUACAACAUGUUCUAGUCUGUAAGUUGACCCUUGCAAACCACCACUUCUUGUUUUAUGAAUUCAAUUUCCAAUGAUAAAUGAUCAUCUUCUCGACAGCAUCCAUAUGUAAAUUAUCAUUUUUUUUGGGCACAAUUUCCAUACUGAUUUUUUUUUUAAGUUGGAAAAACUGUAGGUCUGGCAGUGAAAGUCAACGUUGGGCCUCUGCUCUUCAUCAGAACUAUUUCUAUCAUCUGCAGUUUUCUUUCAAUGUGUAUACUGAGUAGCCUCAUUUUUAUUUGAAGCCAAAAUAAAUCUAGCUGACAAAAGAUUGAAGGAAAGCAUAUUGUGGUGGGUAAUGCAGUUAAACCAACCUGAAAAUAUUUAGACCUUGAGUCUUGCAGAAGUUUUUUGUGGGUAACGUGUUUGUGACUGAAAACUUGUGUACCAAUCAUGUCCCUUAGCGAUUUUACAAUCUUGCAGUAGACAAUUUUGUGCAUGGUUUUGGAAACUGACUGGAUAUUCAGACUGAUGUCCCAGGGAUUACAAGUGCCUGUAUUUAUAAGCUAAAUCAGAGAUUAUGACCAGUCCACAAGGAUUCAUUUAGUACCUGGUUUUGUUCUUUGGGGUCAUGGAAAGCACAGCAAGGCAAAACUUCUGUAAUGACAAGGUCUUGUGCAAAAGGGAGGCGUUUGUACAUUUGAAGCAGAUCAUUCUUGGAGCUUUUCAGUUAAAGUGCAAGAAGAAUAUUAGUUAAAAUCCAUAGCAAUUUAGAUUUUUGUUCUUCAAUGUAAAGUUUACCAUUCUCUGGCCACUGAGUCACUGACAGCUGCUCUGGUGUUGAACACCACCUAUACCUGAAAGAACAGGUAGCAACAUUUUCAAUCUAAGGCAGACCCAAGUUGUAAUGAAUUUGCAUAUCUGAUGGAAUGUUCAUGUGUUAUUAUUUAUGUUAACUGAUAUCUUCACUGGCAGAUGUGGACUCAUUUCAGUAGAGUACAAUAUACUUCAAAUACCCACUUAAUCAGUGCAAAAAAUAUUUUGUGACUUUUUAGAGCUGAAGAUAUUUGUAAACAAAAUGUAAAAAGUGUUAAAUAAAAGAAUUGUCUUUUAAAAUGGA